Toxotes jaculatrix (banded archerfish) is the source of this 2196-nucleotide messenger RNA. RefSeq names its product transmembrane protein 41B (gene tmem41b). The record is from RefSeq and is a predicted model, not a curated record. Gene Ontology annotation, cellular component: endoplasmic reticulum membrane. The transcript is spliced from 7 exons. Lineage: Eukaryota; Metazoa; Chordata; Actinopteri; Toxotidae. Bases 235 to 1086 code for a protein of 283 amino acids.
UCGAUACAACUGCUUCAUGAGCUACCGCGCAUGUGUCGGAGCCUCGGGUGUCAGAGGACUAUCACUACUUCUCGCCGGGGGCGCUGUAGUGGUUAGUGCCGCUGGAUGUUAAGGUAAAAGGUCAGCCUGUGUAACGUGUCAGCAGGCUGUCACCACACCGGUGUCACUUCACCCGCCGGCUGUUGUCGCUACAUACGUCGGUAUCCUAGCUGACCUCGACAGUUAUCUCAGAAAAUGGCCAAAAAGCGGAGGGAAAGACGAGAGACGGACGGUUUGUCCUCGGCACAAGAGGAGGUGAAGGCGAAUGCGAGUGACUCACAAGUACUGAAAGAGGCUCAACAUAGUGCAGGGGGCUCAGCUCGCAUGUCUCUCCUGAUUCUGGUUUCUAUCUUCACCUGCUCUGCCUCCGUCAUGUACCUGGUCUACAGGAACUUCCCAGAGCUUCCUGAUGAUGAAAUGGAGAAAAUCAGGAUACCUAAAGACAUGGAUGAUGCCAAAGCUUUGGGAACCGUGUUGUCCAAAUACAAAGACACCUACUACACCGAAGUGUUGGUGGCAUACUUUGCAACAUAUGUUUUCCUCCAGACAUUUGCAAUCCCUGGAUCUAUCUUCCUCAGCAUCCUGUCUGGAUAUCUUUACCCUUUCCCCUUGGCUCUUUUCUUAGUCUGCUUGUGCUCUGGCCUGGGUGCUUCCUUUUGCUAUAUGCUAUCAUAUCUGGUGGGCAGACCGAUGGUCUAUAAAUAUCUCACAGAGAGAGCACAGAAAUGGUCCCAACAGGUUGACAAACACAGAAAUCAUUUAAUCAAUUACAUCAUCUUCCUGAGAAUAACCCCCUUUCUUCCCAACUGGUUCAUCAACAUCACCUCACCUGUCAUCAAUGUGCCUUUGGGGGUUUUCUUCAUCGGUACCUUUCUUGGAGUGGCACCACCCUCCUUUGUAGCGAUCAACGCAGGUACAACACUGUACAAACUGACCACAGCUGGCGAGGCCGUGUCUUGGAACUCCCUGGCUGUACUCGGUGUUCUGGCAGUGCUCUCCAUCUUGCCCGUCUGCUUCCAGAAAAAGCUGCAGCAGAAACUAGAGUAGAACACUGUAAACACCUCAGAACCUCAUCUGCUGACUGAUCCCAACGUCCCCUUCCCCCAGCUCAGGAACAUGCAGCUGUCACUCAAGUUUCUGCUGGGGCUGGUGUGGUGCCAGUGGGAGAAUCUCUGACCACUGGCACAGCAAGCACUCACCGACCUCAGACUGCAUGCAGUGGUGGGUUGUUCCUGAUGUUAACUAAAGUAUAAACUGGCUGCUGCUUGCACAAGUUUUUUUUUGGUUUCUGUGAACUAUGUUGUUGAUUGUGGCACAUAUUGUAAAUAAGAGAAUUUUUUUGUUUAUAUUAAAUCACUUCUCAUUGUUUAAUUCUUACCAGAUAGUUAAAGGUGCUACUUGUAGGAUGCUGGAGUAAAACACAUUAUUCUGAUAGUUGGAUUUAAAAAAAAAAACAAACAAUAAUGCAAGUACCAGUUGUUGUCACCUACUUCUCGUGAGGAAUAUUAUAUUUCUAUUUUCUUGCUUGAAAAUGCUAAAAGUAAUGUCAUCACUAACUUACUGACAGUAGCAUAUCAGUUACCGCAUCAUAUUUGUAGCACCUUUAAGUUCCACUCCCCUUUUUUUGAUAUUUAUUUUAACAUGCUUGUGUCUAAUUUCAACCUAAUGAAGUGUAACACCACAGCAAUAACUGUCACACUAUUGUUGAAAGUGGGUUUUUGUUUUUAAAAAGUCAGUUUUGAUACCUGGUGCUUGCCUUGGUGAACUUAUGCGGCGUGAGGAAAGGAUGGAACUACUGGGAAGUAAAGUGUGAUGAAGAUGCCUGGAUCCACUGCCACAGAAUCCUUUUUAAAUUCUACCCAAUUCUCUUCAUAGUAGCAGCCUAAAGCUUGUUUUUCCUACUGUAACUUGUAAAGAACGGACUAAGCUGAUGUAUUGUUUCCUCACAGGACAUCCAAACUGCAGAAUGCCAAACAAGAAGUUUUGCCCAAUCCAAACUUAUUUUUAAUUAAGAAGUGAGUGUGGAUUGUGUCAUCACAACUGAUUUAUGUGUGGUAAGAUGCGUACAAUCCAGAAAAGUUGGUGAAAAGCCAAACACAACCAUCUUGGUCUGUAAAUCUGAAAAAUCCAGGGUUAGAUGGACUCUCAGGUUUUGCA